AAUAAUACUUUCUAUAUUCGUUAGCUUCUGAAGCCCAAUUUUAUGUCUUAUCCCUAGAAUAAAGAACAUUUUGAGAACGUACACUGAAAAUAUUUAGUGACUGGAGAGUUACCACCAAAGAAACUUCCACGAAAUUGCCGUUCAAUAUCGUUAAUUAUGCUUGCUUUUUGACUCUGUUGACUAGCAAUAGUUCCUGAAAAUAACUUUCCCCUUCGAGCCAAUUCGAAUUAUUGGGUCAGUAAAGUACUAGUUUCUUUUCCGGCAGGUUGAAUUGAACACCCUCGGAUCUAAGUUUUUCCGGCAAUUACAUACAUCAACAUGGUAGCUGGAGCAAAGCCUAAAUACGACGUAUUUUUAAGUUUUAGAGGAGAAGACACCCGCAAAAACUUUGUUAGUCAUCUAUACCGUGCUUUAACAAAGAAAGGAGUUCACACUUUCAGAGAUGAUCGGAGCGUAGAGAAGGGAAAAACAAUCAAAGAUGAACUCAUCGGUGCUGUUGAAGAAUCACGACUGGCCGUUAUCGUGUUCUCGGCGAAUUAUGCGUCGUCCAGAUGGUGUUUGGAGGAACUCAUUAAGAUCAUCGAAUGCAAGAUCCAGAGAAAGCAAACUGUUAUACCCAUCUGCUAUGGUAUUAACGAAUCAGAAAAGUGCAGCAUAGUUGAUGCUUUUGCUGAAGCUUUUGCCAAAUGUGAAGCAGAUUCUACUACGGAUAGUUACUUUGAUGAGGAGAGAGUGAAAAGUUGGAGGAAAGCUCUAACUGAAGCAAUAGAUUCAGGCUGGGAUGUCAACAAGUGUGUGGAACAGUACUAUCCGAAUGAAGCGGAAUGUAUAGAGCAGAUAGUGAAGGAGAUUGUUAGCAAGCUAAGAUCGGAAGAAGUGGCCGGAGAACUUCAAGUAAAUUAUUCCUGUCGGAGAGAGUCCUUGGCUUCACUCGUUCAGCAGCAUCUCCUUUCCAAUUGUGUGUGCCUGUAUUUUUUUUUGUGACCAUUUAUAAUAUUUAAAAAAGUGAUCAAACUUUCUAGUCCAAAUAAAAGACGACGAUCGACCAAUGGUUGGAGUACUUGGUGCGACUUUUUCUUUAUAUGUGGGGUUGGGGACGGUGAACCACUUGAGCACUCUAAUGUGCUUUCUGACUAUUGUUAGUGGGCACGAUAGACCACUUUACUACUCUUUAUGCUUUGUUGACUGCAAAUAUUACUCUUAUUUAGUACUGUAGUUUAGUAUAGUAUUAGAUUAGAAAUAUCUCCAAAAUCA
Messenger RNA from Nicotiana attenuata, 1254 nucleotides. RefSeq names its product TMV resistance protein N-like. The record is from RefSeq and is a predicted model, not a curated record. The coding region runs from base 319 to 984 and encodes 221 amino acids. The transcript has 2 exons. Lineage: Eukaryota; Viridiplantae; Streptophyta; Magnoliopsida; Solanales; Solanaceae. Gene Ontology annotation, biological process: signal transduction.